Molecule: messenger RNA, 348 nt
Organism: Staurois parvus
Lineage: Eukaryota; Metazoa; Chordata; Amphibia; Anura; Ranidae
Source: the annotation of a GenBank genome assembly
GCCAUCAGUGUACCCCAAUCAGUGUACUUGUCACAGCAGCAGCCAUCAGUCCCCAGUAGUGCCACCUGUCAGUGUCCAUCAGUGCCUUAUGUCAGUGCUCAUCAAUGCCUCGUGCCAGUGCCCAUCAGUGCCACAUCAGUGCCACAUAUCAGUGCCUACCAGUGCACAUCAAUGCUACAUAGUGCCCAUCUGAGCUGCCUUUCAGUGUCACCCAUCAGUGUCAGUCAAUGCCACCUAUCAAUGCCAAUCAGUGCCACCUAUCAGUGCUGCCAAUCAGUGCCAUCUGUCAGUGCCAGUCAGUGUCAUCUAUCAGUGCUGCCUAUCAGUGCGCAUCAGUGCUGCCUAUCA